Molecule: messenger RNA, 2362 nt
Organism: Prosopis cineraria
Lineage: Eukaryota; Viridiplantae; Streptophyta; Magnoliopsida; Fabales; Fabaceae
Exons: 10
Coding region: 189-2174 (661 amino acids)
Source: RefSeq, a predicted model, not a curated record
ACCAAUCAUUUGAAAAAUUAAAUUGCUACCAUAUUGACUUUGAUCAUUUAUGCAACCUGGGAAUUCUGUUAUGAAGUUCCUCGUUGAUAGCUUCUUCGUUCAAAUUUUAUGGAAUUCCGAUCUGUCAGAAAUUAGAAGCUUGGCUGGAAAAUAUUUGGGUAAGAAGGAGGUCGUACGGGUUGGUCUUCAUGGGAAAAGAGGACGAUGGGAUCUGCAUUUUUCCUCUUUCCAGUUUGCAAAUUGGAGACUUGCAGUCUUACCUCUCAGAUAUUAGCCUUUUUCUUGCCAAUGAUAGUAAAAUGGUAUAUAUUUUGGUUGACAACCGACCUUGGGUGAGAGACCUAGGCUACCAAAGUGCACACUUAUGGCAAUUGAUGGUUACCAAGUCAAGGUUAUCACCUUUUGCCAUUUCCAAAGCUCGAGGAGAAAGAAAGGACGUUUGUGGAUCAAACACAAGUAAACAAAACAAGUUUCUGAGCUGGUCCUCAUUAGUUCAAGAAUUGACAUUAUCGAGAAAGAAGGCUAUGCUUCCUGUAAAAAAUCUAAGGAAUUCCCUGCCAUUCUGCUUUGAAUUGCAUAGGACCUUGUAUGGGUUUAUUGUAUUUGAAGUUGCAUGGAACAAUGUUUGUGGUAUUAGCUAUUUAAAUGAGCUUCAGACUGAUACCUUAAUGUACAUUCAAGCUAAAUUCAUGCAAAGAUGGGAAUUUGACAGCAUAGCUCAAGCAGCAAGGUGUAUGUCUUUGUGGUUUUCAGGAAAACUAUCUGAGCAAAUGCAGUUGAAAGAGCACCUGGAUUCUAUUGCAGAGGAUCAUUUUUAUGAUGCUUGUGAAGAUCUUUCUGGAACUGGACAUCUUGGUAGGGAUGAUAACAAUAUUCUGGACACAAACAUUGAAGGGUCUUCUGAGAACAUUGAACAGAAAACAGGCAUGGAACUCGCAAAUCCUCCUUCUUCUUUUGGACAUUGUAAGAGACGAAAAGUAAUUAAUUCUUUCAGUGAUGGUGCUGAGGUAGAGAGUUGUUGCGAGGAAAUGCAGUCUGGGACAAAUUCUGAGACAUAUACUAAUGUUUCUGAGGAUGCAGUUGAAGCCACUCGAUAUGAGGAUGUUCUAAUAUCAUUUAGUUUUAAUGACCAUGACCUCCCUUUUAAAUUAAGACAAGUUAUAAUAUUUGAUCUUCGAUUACUUACUUUGUUAGAGGCUGGCCUCCCAUCUUGGGUCAUCUUCCUUCAAUCAUACCCAGUAAUCUGCAAUCUAUAUCGCCCAUGGAUGUGUCCACUGGCUCGGUUUUUAUAUGUGAUAAUCUCACUUGUCACUGUCCUCAUAGGAUUAUAUGACUUGUAUAAAAAUGUUCCAAUCCUUAAAGCCACUGCAUCUCAUUUAUUUGGGCCUUUUUUUGAUUGGAUAGAAACUUGGGACAUGGUUUCAAGGAUUAGGUACUUAGGAACAAUGCUGUUUCUGCACAAUUUUCGAAAGGCUUUUGGCUGGUUUUUGUCCUUGGCAAAUGUGGUACGAUCCUUUUUCUCAGUUCUUGUUCAGCCCAUUACAAAACCAGUGGUGAUGUUCUUUGAAUUUCUUCUUCCCAUCUGGAACAUAUUGUUUGAAGUAGUAGAAAGCAUCGUUUAUGUUGUUUGGGAUGUGAUAGAAACUCUUGGCGACAUGGUAGGACUUUUACUAGAGCUUCUCUUCACACCAUUGUGGUUCAUUGUCACUGUUGUUUGGAGAGUUGCUUUUUCAAUCUUGUAUCCUAUAUUCUGGAUUUCUCGUGAAGUCCUAUAUGCUCCUCUACGGCUACUGCUAGCAAUAUCCAGUUUUAUGGCUUCUAUAUUUAGCUGCAUGCUUAAUGUACUUGGAGCUGCUUGGAAGUUUGUUAGUAGCAUCUUCCAGCUUGCAUCUUCUUCUGAGGCAACAGUCAACACCUGUGAAGUUUCCAUGUGGCGUGCUCUUUGGAACGACCUUUUUUCUCAGAUUUUCCGUGCUCUCAGGAGUAUACUGCAUGGAGUUUCUGAAUUCCUUGUGGCUUGUAACAGGCACAGACUGAGCAUUUAUCAUCAUAUACAGGAGUUUGUCCGAACAUUAUGUCGCAAGUGUCAAGCAUCAAAACAAGUACAUUUAACAGAUGGUAGAGCUACUUGGGUGAAACAAAAUCUGGAAGAGGAAAAGAGUAAAGUUGAAUGAAAUGAAAGCUGCAUCAUUCUGUGGGAUUGUACACUAAUUUUUGAAGAACUUGACAUCAAGCAGAGCAAUCUGGUAUGUCACUGGAGAAUCAUCUUACUCAAUGAAAUUUACCUAUAAGAGUAUUAAGGUUCUUUUGUUGGGACACAAUUUUGUUUUUCAUUCCUUGGGAUAUUAUUAUUAUUUCCACG